AAAAAGCUCUGGGCUGAGGAGGGCCUCAUGAGUGCUAGCCUUCCUCCUGAACUAAGCAGCUCCUACCAACCUACCAACAUUAGCAGGAGCUUGAACCCCACUGAUGAUGACAGGAGCUACCAAGUGCCCCUCCUAGCCCUGGGCUUGCUUUGCCUCUUGGAGUUGACUAGGGUCUUGGAGGAUAGAGAAGGGGCAGAGGGAGGUAGGCUUCUGGCUUAGUUUUCCUGCCCAUCCUGAGCCUGCAAUGUGGUUAGCCUAGGGAACUGGUGUGCUCCCCCAAACCCACCCCUAGGAUGAGCCUUUCUUUGAGGACUCUGUCUUGGGUCUGGGGUGUGCGGUACUGAAAGUCAGAGGAGAGGGAAGGGCAAGAACACAAAAGAAAUUCAAACGCACCCACUUCUCUUAGAAAAGUGGCUCUAAAGACUUACAAGGAUGAUACUCUGCAAAUACAAACAUCUUUCUUAGAAUGCCUUGACUGUACCUGUGGAACCUCCUCUGGUUCUAGGUUCCUGGACUCCAAGAAGCCCAUUUGGGCUCUCAAAGGGUUGGAUGCAGACGAGUCUCUAAAGCAGACCUGACGGCAAGCUGGUAGUGACAUCUGCUCCCCAGCCCUGCUGAGGGCGGGGUGGCUGCAGUUCACCUGCUAUCCCUGUCAUCACCUGCCAUCCCUGUCAUCCUCAUCCUGCCCAGCCUUCGGUUGUGGCAUAGGACUCCACCCACUCUCCCUUAAAGGUAGCCAGCGCCAGGGCACUGCUCCAGAAGGGGCAGGUGAAGCACUGGGAGCACUAGAGAGAGGGAUUUUUUCGGCUUCCUGGAAGGAAUCCUACGAAGAUUUUCACAAAAUACAGGAUUUCAGACACAGACUGCUGGAGUCCGCGGUGCGAGGAGCAGGGCUCGGACCGGCUUCCUUUAUGAAGCCCCGGAGGAGCAGGGGCCACAGAAGUUUUGCUCCAGCCAUACCCACACAAGCCCCAACACUGACCCUGGCCUCCCCUCCUUCCUCUGGGACAGCUCCGCUCCCCUCAAGCUGGACAUGAAACCUCUCCCCUCCUGGAGGCGGGGCCAACCCUCUGAGCAGGAUAAAAUGCCAGGAGGAGGGGUGUGGUGCGGGCACAGCCUUGGCAUGGCCCUCUGGCUCCUCAUUCUCCGCCAGCUCCAUGGCCAGCCCUGUGGAUGCAUCCUCACCAGGCCAUGCCAGUGGGUUGGGUUCCCCCCGGAGAAAGCGGACCACCUUCAGCAGGGGGCAGCUGUUGGAGCUGGAGCGGGCGUUUGCAGCACGGCCCUACCCUGACAUCGGCACCCGUGAGCACCUGGCUCGGGUCACCUGCCUUCCUGAGGCCAAGAUACAGGUGUGGUUCCAGAACCGCCGGGCCAAGAGACUCAAGAACAGGAAGGCAGGAGGCCUAAGCCCCAGGCCCGAGCAUACCCAGAGAGCCCGAUCUCUUCCAGACACCCUCCAGCAGGCCCGGGAGCCCCGAACACUAGGCCAGCUUCCGUCCUCCAACAGCACACCUCAGUGUGCCUCAAUGAGUCGACAUGCCUCCUGCCCAGCUCCCGGCUUGAGUCCAGGGCAGGGCUGGGCAGGGGCUAAAGCUGUAGCCCCAUGGGGACCAGCUAGGGCUUCAGGGGUCCACCUUUCUUCAGAGCGAGCCACUCCCCAGACCUCAUUGGGCAGCUUAUCUGACCUCAUCUAUGCCUCCGCCAUCGUCACCAACCUGGACCACUCCUAAUUGAAGCCUAGAACUUGGGAGACCGCUCCUCUGGCUCUGCGGCCCACCCUGCCCCUUAGGACUAAAGACAUCAGAAGUGGAUCCCCCACCCCACCUGUUACACAGGGAGUUCUCUUAUCAGAAGGAAGGUUAGCUGAGGCAUCCCUCCCUCCCACUGUCCUCCAGGCUGGCCCAGAGUCCCCAGGGCCUGGCUCCUGCUACACAGCGCCCUGCCCCUCCUGGAGCCUACGCCCAUCACCAUGGCAGGAGGUACCUUCAGAGAGAUGGGUAAGGGCCGGGUUGUCCACCUCUCUGGAGCCAGGCCUGGCCCCCAAUUCUUCUCACCCCGGCUGACAACACCUCCUUCCUCCAAAGAACGGGCAGCCGCCCCUCACUUUCAGGCCAUUAGCUAGCUGCUAGGUGAGUUCGGUGAGGAGAGCACGGAAAUGAAUUCCAGCCUGCUGGGAACCAGGGCCCCCUCUUCUGACCUGCCACCACCUGGACAAAUGAAUUGGAACCAUGGAUCUGAAGAGGAAGUGAUAUUAAAGUAAUAAAGUAGAAAGAGGAGCCCAGGGCUUAUGUUCAUUUAAUUUUCACAAAGAUCAGAUCGGCUGCCCUCUGACCUGAGGCUGUGGAGACAACCUGACAGAUUUCGCGG
This is a messenger RNA of Mirounga angustirostris (Northern elephant seal), 2367 nucleotides long. It is a transcript of the gene SEBOX, whose product is annotated as SEBOX homeobox. Bases 1158 to 1730 code for a protein of 190 amino acids. Gene Ontology annotation, molecular function: DNA binding. The transcript is spliced from 3 exons. Lineage: Eukaryota; Metazoa; Chordata; Mammalia; Carnivora; Phocidae. The record is from RefSeq and is a predicted model, not a curated record.